Messenger RNA from Branchiostoma belcheri (Belcher's lancelet), 2837 nucleotides. RefSeq names its product prominin-1-A-like. The transcript has 25 exons. Gene Ontology annotation, molecular function: cholesterol binding. Bases 35 to 2704 code for a protein of 889 amino acids. Gene Ontology annotation, cellular component: microvillus; apical plasma membrane; prominosome. NCBI's taxonomy places the organism in Eukaryota, Metazoa, Chordata, Leptocardii, Amphioxiformes, Branchiostomatidae. The record is from RefSeq and is a predicted model, not a curated record.
CCCUUGUGCCUCAUCAGGGCAGACUUGACAUGACAUGACGGCAAAGAUAAAGAUGACGUCUACAUAUGGAUCACCGUUGUUCUUGCUGGUUACGUUAUUCCUAUCUGGACACCAGUUAGUUCCCAUUGAAGCCACGACCGUGUCGCCUAACGGGACUAUUCUGUGGGGAACGGGGUGGGUGGACGUCAGCUACAUCCUGGAGACAGGAACACCGACUUACCCCUGGACUCUGUCGGCUUACGCCAGGCUUGCUCGUCAGUUUGCCGCGGCUUUCGUGAAGAAGGACAUCCUCUGGGAUAUCCUUGGACAGUUCUUGAGUGGAAACAUGGAGGAGAUCCCAGUGGAGAAGAUCCUGACCUAUGAGAUCCCAUUCCUGGUUGUUGGAGGGCUGAGCCUGUUGCUGGGGCUGGUCCUGCCCAUCACAGGGCUGAUCUUCUGCUGCUGCCGCUGCUGCUGCGGGCGCUGCGGUGGACGGAGGAUGGACCCGGCCAAACUGUCCAACCUGCGAGUCUGCCGCGGGCUGGUCAUGGCUGGGGGGCUACUUCUGGUCAACCUCGUCAUGAUAACAGCAGCCCUGUGCAUGUACCCAGCCAACAGCAGAAUCUCCAGCUCUUUUGAGGUCACCGUGCAGACAGCAGACAACAUUGUGGAUGACCUUCAGACUUUCCUGAACAAGACAUUUCAGGAGAUUGACUUAUUUAUAGACCAAGAUGUUGGGAUAGUCCUGGAUGCAGUGUCAUCAGAUAUCUCAGAUGUUGGGACAUUGGCAGCAGGUCCUUUUCUCACAGCAAUGGAGUCCAGAAUAGACACUUUAGCUGACAGCCUUGCUGCAGUAGACACAGACCUGAACAGUGCCCACACAUCCCUCAUCAGUCUGAACAACAGCCUGACUUUGAUGACAGAGUUGUUCUCUGCCCUGGAGGCCGGCAUCAGCCAAGCGAAGGACAACCUGACGAGUGUGCGUGCAGACUGUGACGCAGACAUUACGCUGAGCGGACUGGGAGUGUGUGACGGGAUCCCUGACCUGUCCUCCCAGGCGGCCACACUGGCUGGGCUGAAUUUUCCUGACCUGUCUGAUGGCAUCAACUCUCUUGAAAGUGCACAGAGUCUUAAUCUAACCAGCAUGGAAGUCCUGGCAAGGGCUGCAUUGAACAGCUUAAGUGCUGAGAUUGGGAAUAGCACAGAUAUUUCUGUAGACUUUUCUGCAAUGCAUGAACCCCUGAGGAUCAUGGUUGCCAACAUGACAAGUGGUGUUCAGGAGUUUUUGGAUGAAGACAAACUGAAGGACUUGUACAUGCAUCAUGUGACUAACGUAGCAUCACUUUUGGAACAAUAUGAAGGUGCAAGACAGGGAGGGAUUGCAGGUCCGAGUGUGGUGGUGCUGGUUCCUGGACUCUUUGUUCUGUUGGGACUGUUGCUGGCUUGCUGCGGUUGGAGACCGCGGAGAAACUUUAAUGACAAACGGUCCCUGUCCUCCAAGUUUGGUGCAGGGUUCCUCUGUAUGUCAGUGUCCUGGCACUUUCUGUUUUCCCUGGUGAUCUGUCUGCUGUCAGCUGUACUGGUGCUGGUGGGGAUGAACAUGUCUGUGGUGUGUGAUUCAGUCCUGGAUCUCUCACUGUUUGACAAGCUUGUGGACAAGCCAGACAACUUUGGUGGGGACUACAUCUUGGCCAAACUCCUUCUGGGAAACGGGUCCGUCCCUCUCACAACCCGGGGGAUCAUUGAGGGCUGCCGAGAAGAUAAAGCUGCUUAUGAAGUCUUGAAGCUUGAUGUCAUUUUCGACUUUACAAGCCAAAUUACAGAAAUGGUUAAUUUGGAGGAGAUGACACCCGACCUGACUCCUGUCUAUGACGAGUUGAACACGACCUUAGGGUCUGUGGACCUGAACCUGGACACCUCAGACCUGUCCAGCACACACAGCUCACUGGGAACUAUCAUGGACCUCAUGGACCUAUCAACCUUCCAGGACAAUAUGCAUGCUGUCAUGGAUAGUGUGUCUCCCCUGAAUGCUUCAACUCAAGCUGACCAGGCUGCUGAUGCCAUAGAGCCACAUAAUGCGAACCUUGCAGCUGACCUGAGAGAGAUUGCUUCUGACCUGACAGCCCUGCAGUCUCUGGUCACACUUCAACUGGACCCACAGAUGACAUCUUUCAGUGCUGGCAUCACUUCAGUGAAUGAAAGCAUCAAUGCAGUACAAACCAGUGUGGCUGGUUCUAUCUCCACUGUGGAUGACCUCUCUGACUUCAUCCAGGACAGCGCAAUGACCUUACUGACUCAGGGCAUCGAUGAUGUUGUAUCCCGUCUGUCCGGAUAUGGCACACAGCUGAUGGAUGAAGGUGUGCGUCGUGUGCAGGAGGAUGUGGGGAGGUGUCAGAUUCUCAGCAACAUCUUCGAUGCAGUCGUCGGAAUUGUCUGUGUGUACUUUGGAGAGGGACUUAAUGCUCUGUGGCUGUCGUUUGCCAUCGUGGUGGCCUGUCUGGUUCCUAGCAUCGUGUUGAGUGUCCGCCUGAAGAAGUACUACCGACGUGUGCAGCCUGGUGAUGAAGAGGCCAUCAGGUACACCCAGACGUGGCAGUCGGGGAUGCCCAUACCGUUGUCAGGGGCUAGCGGUUACUACCGCCGUCUGUCCUCCAGCUUCAGGCUGAACCGGAACAACCGGAUUGGGCAACACGCGGCACCGAGGGAGAUGGACUCUGUGAUUUAGGCUGGGUCAGUGCGACAAUGGCUACAGAUACCUCUGACAGGCAGCAGUGCCCAGACAUCACAACUGUACGCAGCUUACACAGGGUCUGAGUGGUGAGAAGAUCAGACUGACUCAGCAGCCAGCAAAGACCCAG